CGGCGGAAUCAGGCGGCGGCGGCGUGCGAGCUCGUCGGCUCCUCACCGCGGCCCGCCGGACUGCGGCACGGCUCCCUCAGCCGCAUCGCGACGCGCCCUAGGCGAGCCGAGCAGCCGGCGGCCAUGGGCGGGGAGGAGGAGGUCGUGCGCAUCGCUAAGCGACUGGACAAGAUGGUCGCCAAGAAAAGCGCGGAAGGGGCAAUGGAUUUGCUGAAGGAGCUGAAAAGUAUGCCAAUAACUCUGGAUUUGCUGCAGUCCACUCGCAUUGGGAUGUCUGUGAAUGCACUCCGGAAGCAAAGCACAGACGAAGAUGUGAUUGCACUUGCCAAAUCGCUUAUCAAGGCCUGGAAGAAACUCCUUGAUGCCUCAGAGGAUAAGAGUGACGAGAAGAAAAAGAAUUCCUCCUUGCCAACUUCCUCCUCAAAGGAGAGUGGCGACUCAAGAGACCAAAGCUCUGCCAAAAGGCAGGACCUGCCGAAGACCCCCACCACACCCAAGAUCACCACCUUCCCACCAGUGCCUGUCACUUGCGACACGGUGCGCAACAAAUGCAGAGAAAUGCUGACUUCCGCUCUGCAGACGGACAAUGACUAUGUGACCAUCGGUGCCGACUGCGAGCAGCUUGCAGGCCAGAUUGAAGAAUUUAUAUACCAAGAUGUCAAGAACACAGACUUGAAGUACAAGAACCGGGUCAGGAGCCGCAUCUCCAACCUCAAGGACUCCAAGAAUCCUGACCUCCGAAAGAAUGUCUUGUGUGGAGUGAUCACUGCAGAGCAAAUUGCAGUGAUGACCUCAGAGGAAAUGGCCAGCAACGAGCUGAAAGAAAUCCGGAAAGCCAUGACGAAGGAGGCCAUCCGGGAGCAUCAGAUGGCGAAGACGGGAGGGACCCAGACCGACCUCUUCACCUGCGGGAAGUGCAAGAAAAAGAACUGCACCUACACCCAGGUGCAAACCCGCAGUUCAGAUGAGCCAAUGACCACUUUUGUUGUGUGCAAUGAGUGUGGGAACCGCUGGAAGUUCUGCUGAGACAUCCCGGACCAGAGCAUCAACAGCAGCCGCCAACGCUGGGCCAGAUCUCUGCCAUACAUUCCCCCAACACCGCCAGCAACUUUUGUACUGUUUUUGUCGCCGAGUUUGCUUUGUGCUCUGUACAUCAUCCAGUGGAGAGGAGGUCCCGGCUGCUGCUCUUUCCAGAGGUGUUGGAGUUGGAGGCUGGGAGGGGGCCGGAUGGAGAAUUCGUGUGGACAUGACCACCUUUGGAGUUUCUCAUCCUGAAUCAGUAUUUUGUGAGGGUCUGGAACAGUAUUAAACAUUUUUUUUUUGGUUUUUGGUUUUUUAAAAA
Lacerta agilis (Sand lizard) is the source of this 1342-nucleotide messenger RNA. It is a transcript of the gene TCEA2, whose product is annotated as transcription elongation factor A2. Gene Ontology annotation, molecular function: nucleic acid binding; zinc ion binding. The record is from RefSeq and is a predicted model, not a curated record. The coding region runs from base 124 to 1026 and encodes 300 amino acids. The transcript has 10 exons. Gene Ontology annotation, biological process: transcription elongation by RNA polymerase II; DNA-templated transcription. Lineage: Eukaryota; Metazoa; Chordata; Lepidosauria; Squamata; Lacertidae. Gene Ontology annotation, cellular component: nucleus.